Cannabis sativa is the source of this 3651-nucleotide messenger RNA. Its product is annotated as diphthine--ammonia ligase. Gene Ontology annotation, biological process: protein histidyl modification to diphthamide. The transcript has 12 exons. Bases 762 to 2993 code for a protein of 743 amino acids. Lineage: Eukaryota; Viridiplantae; Streptophyta; Magnoliopsida; Rosales; Cannabaceae. The record is from RefSeq and is a predicted model, not a curated record. Gene Ontology annotation, molecular function: diphthine-ammonia ligase activity.
AACGGUUGCAUAAAGUAUAUAUUUCAUUUAAUGAUAUCAUUUAGAAUAAUCAUAGAAUCUAGCAUAUCAUAUGUGAAGGAAAGUAAUUCUGAGAUGGAACUUCAAUGGACAGAUUCAAAUUGAGUUGAGAUAAGACUCGCUUUCAGCUAAACAGAAAAAGCACAUCCAGACAACUGAAUAACUUAAAUUGAUGUAGUAUUUUUUUAUGCACCUUGUUUCUAUAACAAACUAAAUAAAUAAAAACAAGUACUAUUAUCCUUUCAGAAAAGUAAAGAAGUAAGCAUUAUUGUAAACCUUGGUUUGGAGAAGAAGAGUGCUGAUUUGUUAAUGUUUCAAUCUUAUAUAAUUUAAAUUUCCUCAAAAGAAGAAUAAAUAAAGUAAUAUUUUCAUAUAUUAAAAUUUGAGAGUUGCGAAAGAGGGAAGAGCAUAUAAGUAAUUGACUUAAUUUUUUUAAUAUGAACAAAUAAAAUAAAUAAUAGGGUAAAUAUAUAUAAGAUAUACUUUUGCCAUCAAUUUAGUGUUAUAAUAAAAACGAAGUUAAUUUUAUGGUUAAACAACAGAGUUUGGUCAGGUCUCUCCCUGACUCGUGUAUGUAAACAAACGCAACCUAUCAAGGAAGAAGGUAAACCCAUAAAUUUGGAUCAGGGUUUGGACUUUGGAGGUUCACCACCUGGCUUCGGAUUUGAGCGAGUGUGAGGAAGACAGCAGCAGUAGCAACAGCAUCACUUGUCAGAAGAGCCAGAAAUCAGAACUCAGAAGUGAUGAAGGUGGUUGCUUUAGUAAGCGGUGGCAAGGAUAGCUGCUACGCCAUGAUGAAAUGCAUCCAAUAUGGUCACCAGGUUGUGGCAUUGGCGAACUUGAUGCCAGUUGAUGAUUCAGUUGACGAGCUCGAUAGUUACAUGUAUCAAACUGUUGGGCACCAAAUAAUCGUUAGCUAUGCUGAAUGCAUGGGACUUCCCCUAUUCAGAAGGAGAAUACAAGGAUCCACAAGGCAUGAGAAGCUUACCUAUACAACAACUCCAGGUGAUGAAGUUGAAGAUAUGUUCAUUUUGCUAAAUGAAGUGAAGAAACAGAUACCCUCUGUUGGUGCAGUAUCUUCUGGUGCCAUUGCAUCAGAUUAUCAGAGGCUGCGGGUGGAAAGUGUGUGUUCAAGGUUAGGGCUUGUUUCCCUGGCAUAUUUGUGGAAGCAGGAUCAGUCAUUGCUCCUUCAAGAAAUGAUUGCAAGUGAGAUAUUGGCUAUUACUGUGAAGGUCGCUGCAAUGGGGUUGGACCCGACAAAGCACUUGGGCAAAGAUUUAGCUUCCCUGAGUCCCUAUCUCCAUAAGUUGAAGGGGUUGUAUGGAAUUAAUGUUUGUGGUGAAGGAGGAGAAUAUGAAACAUUAACACUUGAUUGCCCUCUCUUUGUUAAUGCUCGAAUUAUGCUUGAUGAGUUUCAAGUUAUUCUGCACUCUUCAGAUUCUAUUGCUCCAGCUGCGGUCCUUCAUACAUUGGCUUUUCAUUUGGAACAUAAGAAAUGGCAUUGUUCUUUGCCUGGCAGUGGCGAAACUCAAGAGAUAUGUCUGGAGAAUAAGGGUUCUGUCUUUGAAGUGGAAGGAGACAGUGCACAAGUAUGUGAUGCUGCAGUCCAGUCUGCCGCUGAAGUGCUAGACUCAAUCACUAUUGCAGAAAAUAAGCUUCACAUUUCAAGAACACAGAAAGGUGAUACGUUUUCCAUUUGUUGCUGGUUGGAACAUUCAACCAAUUCUUCAACAGGUGUACAAGAAGAUUUGACAGCUGUGCUAAGACGAAUGGAAUUGAAACUUGCAGAAUAUGGUUUUGGAUGGGAGAAUGUCCUCUAUAUUCAUCUCUAUAUUGCUGAUAUGAAGGAAUUCACAACGGCAAAUGAAACAUAUGUGAGAUUUAUCAAACAGGAGAAAUGUCGUUUUGGUGUUCCAUCGCGCAGUACAAUUGAACUGCCUUUAUUGGAAGUAGGGCUGGGUAAUGCAUACAUGGAAGUUUUAGUGGCAAAUGACCAUACUAAAAGAGUUCUACAUGUACAAAGUAUUUCCUCUUGGGCUCCUAGUUGUAUUGGACCGUAUAGCCAGGCAACAUUGCACAAGAAUAUACUUCAUAUGGCUGGGCAGUUGGGGCUUGAUCCUCCCACAAUGAUCCUAUGUGAGGGAGGCGUCACAGCUGAGUUGGAAAAGGCAUUAGAAAACAGUGAAGCUGUGGCAAAAUGCUUUAACAGUUCGAUAUCUACUUCAGCUAUUGUAUUUGUCGUUUACUGUUCAGCACGUAUUCCCUCAUCUGAGAGACAUCAGAUACAAGAUAAGCUAGAUGUAUUCCUUAAGCAAAUAAGGCCUUCCCAUUUCAACAAAGAGAGCAUAUCUGAAGCUGUCGAUCCCAUUUUUCUAUAUAUCCUAGCCCCUGAUCUGCCAAAAAGAGCGCUUGUGGAAGUUAAGCCCAUUCUUUUUAUUCCGGAGGAUAUUGAAGAAACAAAUGGUACUUUGAAAGACCCAUCUUGCAUACGGGGUCCUAGUUGUUGGGGAUUUCAGCAUGAAAGCUGGCAUGACCAAUGCAUUAAAAAAUGUGUUGUUCCUGGAGAGCUAUGCACAAUUAUUUUGUGUGUUACAAGUGAAGUUGCAAUGAAACUCGGUUCUGCAACUUCAGGUGAUGAAAAUAGAACGGACUAUGACAAUUAUUUCACAGAGGAGCAGUUAAGAGAGAUAUCAAGAUUUUGUAUAUAUCUUCUUGACAGAGUUAUUACAGAAAAUGGUUUCUCUUGGGAAGACAUUAUGUACUUGAGGCUAUAUUUUCCAACAAGCCUUCCUGUACCCCUGGAGAAAUUGUCCUUCAUGUUCACCAAUGCAUUUACUGAACUUGCUGCAAUGGAUCAGACACUUAAAAUUGACAACGAGCCCAUCUUCAACCUUGUCCCUGUUGUGGGCGCAGGGAACUCUGCCACAUCCAUGGAUGAUAUAUUCACCUGUGAACUAAUGGCUAGGAGAUUAUGAGUAUGAUUUCUUCUCUUGAAGAGUCCUUAUUUUUUAAUUUUCCUAUCACUGAUUCAUAAGCUUUAAGAAUUUGAGGGGAAACUGAAGAUUUGAAAUCCUUUAAAGAGAGCAGUCUCUUUCUUGACCCCCUUCCACCUUUAAUGACUCUCUGCAAUGGCUUCAUGGAAUGAUCAAUUCAGGACAGGUUUUUCUAGGUAAACGACUUGCCAUCUAGGCACUUAACUAUCAGCUCUUUUUAUUUUUUUUUUCUUUUUAAUUCUUACUAUUAUCUAAAAUCUAUUAUCUGUUAGCAUGUUGCACCAUUAAUCUUUUUGAUGUUGUAAAAUCUUUGUGCUUGAGCUGUAAGUUCAUGUCUUUAUAGAUCAACAAGAUUAUGUUGAACUAGUUAGCAAGGAAAAAAAAAAAUCUAGAGAAAGAGAGAGAGUUGCAGACAAUUUUGGAUAAGCUGUUAACUCAGGUGUACUUGAGUGAAAGUAAACCGUCAAAAUGAAAUGAUCACACAGAACAUUAUGAUAUGAUCUCACAACUAGACAAAUACUUUUUCAUUUUUAUUGUUUGUCAAACACCAUGCACAGACAUUUUAAGAGGGGCUUUGUUAACUUGCCACCUUUGGACCAUACUAAUGUGAUUGCUAAAUGUCAUAUCCUUCUUAAUCAAA